Messenger RNA from Xylona heveae TC161, 1605 nucleotides. RefSeq names its product MFS general substrate transporter. Lineage: Eukaryota; Fungi; Ascomycota; Xylonomycetes; Xylonales; Xylonaceae. Bases 1 to 1605 code for a protein of 534 amino acids. Gene Ontology annotation, cellular component: membrane. The record is from RefSeq and is a predicted model, not a curated record. Gene Ontology annotation, molecular function: transmembrane transporter activity. Gene Ontology annotation, biological process: transmembrane transport. The transcript has 4 exons.
AUGAGCUCUACGUUCAAGGCAUUUAUGCCGCCCUAUCAACUCGGGGCACGGCUUGGUCAUAAAACCAAUUUGGGCGUCAUUCUUGUCACUUCCACCUUGGUUAAUUUCCUCGACCUUUUCCAGCUCUCGUCAAUUCUCUUUGGAUUGCCUGAAAUCGAAAAAGCUCUCGAUUUUGGUGUAGAUGAGAUAAAUUGGGUGCUCGUGGCUUACAAUAUUACGUUCGCUUCAUUUUUGCUCAUUGCGGGACAGCUUGGUCAGCGACUCGGCUUGGAGAAGAUUUUCAUGACAGGGACCGCAAUAUUGACUAUAUCAAAUAUUAUAAACACUGCUGCACCUAACAAAUCGGCGUUGAUUGUUGGCCGGGCCAUUUCAGGAAUCGGUGCUGCUCUGACUUCCAUUGACCUCGCUAUACAGGCUCCAAAUGGACUCGCGAUAAUUAGCAGAACAUUUGCCGACGGCAAGGGGCGUAGCCAAGCCUUAGCACUAUAUACUGCUUGUGCACCACUUGGAUCAGUCAUUGGAACUGUUGUUGGAGCCCUCCUUGCCGCAUCCUCGGCCGGCUGGCGUUCCGUGUUUUGGGUCUGCUUGAUCCUCUCGGCUCUGGCGCUCAUUGUAGCGGCACUCUUUCUCCCGGCCUUCUCAUGUGAGAACGAGCUCUCUGUCGACUAUAUCGGCGUUGGAAUCUUCACGGCUGGGAUUGCAUUACUAGUGUACGGUCUCAAUGACAGUUCUCGAAGCGGAUGGCGAUCUGCACAGGUCAUUGUUGGACUUGUCUUGGGCGGAUGCCUCCUUUUGCUCUUUUUAUGGAUCGAGACACGCGUAGCAAAUCCGACAGUGCCGCGUUAUCUUUGGAAAUCUGGCUCGUUUUUCCUCAUGCUUUUGGUCAUUUUUGCAUUUGGCGGUAGCUUUAGCGCCUGGUUCUUCAUCUCUACGCAGUUGUGUGUAAACCUGCUGCGUUACACUUCCAUUUUGACUGCCGUAUAUUUCUUGCCCGGGGCAUUCUCAGCCAUAAUGACCGGUGGAUCAUCGGAACCUCUCGUGAGACUUAUCGGCGAGAAGCUCACCAUGAUGGUGGGAUUGGCCAUAACGGGUGCAGGCGCGGUGGCUUGGGUAUAUGCCACGCCUGAGCGAGCCGCCGGCACGGGUCAUCAUGGAGGAUACUGGUACGCGAUUGUGGCAGCCAUUAUUUUUGUCUGUGCCAGCCCCGUGUCGAUGGUGCCCGCCCAAAGUGUCAUGCUGCGCCCUGUUCGAGAGGGAGAUUAUGCUGUGGCCAGUGCUUUAUUCAACGCUGCAUACCAAGUUGGUGCCAGUGUUCUGUUGGCGGGCGCAAAUACUAUCAUGGGCAGCGAAACAACCCAAGUCAAAGGUCCGAACGGCAUGCCGAUCGAAAUGAUCGAUAUGGACGGCUACCAGGGCGCUUUUUGGCUACUUGCCGGAGUCUUGUUUGCUGCGACGGCCAUUGUCGGUGUUUCGUAUUGGCCAAAGUCUGAGAAGAAGAGUGAGCAAGAAUCAUUGGAGGAGGCAAUUCCAGAGACAAUCCAGCCAGACGAAAAAGGAUCCGUGCCGCCGAACCAUCAGUCCGAGCGCGACGUAGCUAUUCCAUGA